GGCGCCCGGCGGAGUGCGAGGAUGAGCGGCGGGGGCGGCGGUGAGGGCCGGGCGGGUACCAUCAGCUACGCUCUUCCCUCCAUCCCCUCCAGCAAACUCUCGGACUUGCAUUUCAUCAGCCGGGGCGCUUACGGGACCGUGUCCGCCGCCCGCCACGCCGACUGGAGGGUCCCGGUGGCCCUCAAAUGCCUGCAGGGGCCGCUGCUAGACAGUGAUAGAAAUCACCUUCUAAAAGAAGCAGAGAUAUUACACAAAGCCAGAUUUAGUUACAUUCUGCCAGUUUUGGGAAUUUGCAACGAGCCUGAAUUUCUGGGAAUAGUAACAGAAUACAUGACAAAUGGGUCAUUAAACCAGCUAUUACAUGGGAAAGAUGCAUAUCCUGACGUUCACUGGUGCCUGAGAUUCCGCAUUCUUUACGAAAUUGCCUUAGGAGUAAACUAUUUGCACAACAUGGAUCCUCCACUGCUGCACCAUGACUUAAAAACCCAGAACAUUUUGCUGGAUGAUGAGUUUCAUGUCAAGAUUGCAGAUUUUGGCAUGUCCAAAUGGCGCGUCAUAUCCAUGUCUCAAUCUCGAAGUGAAUCCUCUUUGCCAGAAGGAGGGACAAUUAUCUACAUGCCACCUGAAGACUACAACCCCAGUCAGAAAACCCGGGCAAGUGUGAAACAUGAUAUCUACAGUUAUGCAAUUAUCAUGUGGGAAGUGAUGUCAAGGAAACGACCAUUUGAAGAAGUUAUAGACCCCUUGCAGAUAAUGUUCAGCGUGUCACAAGGACAACGACUAGACUUAAGUGAAGAAAGUUUAUCAAUGGACAUUCCUCAUCGAAUGCUCAUCAUAAGACUGAUGGAAAGUGGAUGGGCACAAAACCCAGAUAAAAGACCAUCGUUCUUAAAAUGUUUAAUAGACCUUGAGCCAGUUCUGCGGACAUUUGAUGAAACAGCUAUGCUGGAAGCAGUAAUUGCGUUAAAGAGAUCAAAGUCACUAUAUGAAUCACAAUGUAUUUACAAGAGUGGAAAGAAAGCAAAUGUGGAGCAGAUUUCUCUAAAUAUACCUCUGAAUUCCCAAAAGGAAACAUAUUUUGGCUCCAUACAAUGUGGUGCACUUCCCCUUCGGAGCAUCUCUCCAGAUACAUCAAAGCUCAGCUCUGUCCAACAGUGUAAUAUCCUUUCAUCAGAUGGAAAUUCUGGGUGUCUACACUCUCUCAACAGCCAGAGCAUGGAUGAAAAUAUCUUUGUAACUCAGAGUGCCAAACUUCUUGUGCAUCCAUACAGUAAUGUUCCCUCAUUUGAAAGGAGUAUUUCAAAUGCCUCAAAUUCUGCAUCAUGUAUACUGCAGUCGUCACCGAUUCCUUCAGUCUCAAAUUCUGAAUUGGAAACCAGACAGCAGAAUGAAGCUCAUCAAUGGAUCCAAAGUAAAAGAGAAGAAAUUGUUGAUCAGAUGACUGAAGCAUGUUUGAAUCAAUCACUGGAUGCUCUUCUAGCAAAAUCUUUACUCAUGAAAGAAGAUUAUGAACUUAUAAGCACCAAACCUACAAGGACAUCAAAAGUACGACAACUGCUUGAUACUUCAGACAGCCAAGGAGAGGAGUUUGCCAUCAUUGUAGUACAAAAGUUGAAAGAUAACAAACAGCUAGGACUUCAACCUUAUCCAGACAUUGUAUCUAAUUCUCAAAAACUGCAUCCUUAAAUUUAUUCUCUCUAUAUGAAGCCAUGUGAAUAUUUCUUACAACAUGACUCUUGUUUCUAUAUAGUAGUUUUAUAUAUGUGUUGCUUUGUCCUCACUAUGCCUUUGUAGUCUCAGAAAUGACGCUGAGUUCAUCUAGCCUGCAUUUGGUGAGUGACCGGUUAACCAGUUGGAGUGCAGUCAUAAAGCCGAACAUUUUACACUCUUUGACUCACUUUUUAGAACUGUUUUGUUUAUACAUGACAAAGAAAAACAUUAAAUGUUCCCUAUUUUACAUAUAUGCUGUUUGUACAUAGCCUUUCCUUUCGCCUCACAGGACUGAGACAGCUCAUCUCAACGUGCAGUAUUUGUAUUUCUCCCUCCAUCUGCUCUUUGCCAUAGAGGAGGGAAAUAAUCUAGGUGCUCUAUUCUGGGGUUAUUAUGCUGUGUGUGUAAUAAAGUUUGCAUUGCAUUUUUACAGGA
This is a messenger RNA of Myiozetetes cayanensis, 2145 nucleotides long. It is a transcript of the gene RIPK2, whose product is annotated as receptor interacting serine/threonine kinase 2. The record is from RefSeq and is a predicted model, not a curated record. The coding region runs from base 22 to 1686 and encodes 554 amino acids. Gene Ontology annotation, cellular component: cytoplasm. The transcript has 11 exons. Gene Ontology annotation, biological process: positive regulation of canonical NF-kappaB signal transduction; innate immune response; positive regulation of apoptotic process. NCBI's taxonomy places the organism in Eukaryota, Metazoa, Chordata, Aves, Passeriformes, Tyrannidae. Gene Ontology annotation, molecular function: JUN kinase kinase kinase activity; ATP binding.